Messenger RNA from Colossoma macropomum (tambaqui), 2664 nucleotides. RefSeq names its product bystin-like (gene bysl). The record is from RefSeq and is a predicted model, not a curated record. The coding region runs from base 159 to 1472 and encodes 437 amino acids. Gene Ontology annotation, biological process: rRNA processing. NCBI's taxonomy places the organism in Eukaryota, Metazoa, Chordata, Actinopteri, Characiformes, Serrasalmidae. Gene Ontology annotation, molecular function: snoRNA binding. Gene Ontology annotation, cellular component: nucleolus; preribosome, small subunit precursor; cytoplasm. The transcript is spliced from 7 exons.
GGUACACGCAGCGUCGUCUGUAACUCCAUUUGCUUUGAGGGACCCACGUGUGUCCUGCAGUGCUCGGACAGCGAGGGCAGCGGGAUCUUAUGAGUCCAGCUUAGGAUCCCAAACACUGUCCGCUGUGAGAGGCCAGAGGUUUGGAGCGGUGCGUCGCGAUGCCGAAGGUAAAGAGGAGUAAAGCCGGAGCAGCGGAGCGGGCAGGGGGCUCUCUGCCUCUGGCUGACCAGCUGCUCCAGUUGGACACCAUCAGGAGCCACAGCCGGGUUAAAAGCAGGGCCAGAAAACAGGAGGAGGAGGAAGAAGAGUAUGUGGAUGAAAAACUGUCCAGGAAGAUUUUGGAACAGGCACGAAUCCAGCAAGAAGAGCUGCAGACGGAGUUCGGAGUGACGCCAGAAGUCAAGAAGAAACCUUCUACUGUUCUAGGUCCAAGUUCUCAGGAUGGCGACUCUGAUGAAGAAUGGCCGGAGCUGGGGGCUGCUGGGUCAGUGGAGGAUGACAUGGGGGCGGGUGCUGCGGUAGAGGUGGACCCAGAGGAUGAAAAAGCCAUCCAGAUGUUCAUGAGUAAAAACCCACCUGUCAGGCGAACUUUAGCUGAUAUAAUCAUGGAGAAGAUCACGGAGAAGCAGACGGAGGUCGGCACAGUGAUGUCAGAGGUGUCAGGGCAGCCCAUGCCCCAGCUGGACCCCCGGGUCAUAGAGGUCUACAGAGGGGUCAAGAAGGUUCUGUCGACGUACCGCAGUGGGAAGCUGCCCAAAGCCUUUAAAAUCAUCCCGGCGCUCUCUAACUGGGAGCAGGUGCUGUAUCUCACAGAGCCAGAGACGUGGACGGCAGCCGCCAUGUACCAGGCCACACGGAUCUUCUCCUCUAACCUGAAGGAGCGGAUGGCCCAGCGCUUCUACAACCUGGUGCUGCUGCCGCGGAUCCGGGACGACAUCACAGAGUACAAGCGGCUGAACUUUCACCUGUACAGCGCGCUGAAGAAGGCGCUGUUUAAACCCGGGGCGUGGUUCAAAGGAAUCCUGAUCCCGCUGUGUGAGUCGGGGACCUGCACUCUGAGGGAGGCCAUCAUCAUCGGCAGCAUCCUCACCAAGUGCUCCAUCCCCGUACUGCACUCCAGUGCUGCCAUGCUGAAACUGGCCGAAAUGGAAUAUAAUGGCGCCAACAGCAUCUUCCUGCGUCUGUUACUGGAUAAGAAAUACGCCCUGCCCUUCCGCGUGCUGGACGCGCUGGUGGCCCACUUCUUGACGUUCCGCUCGGAGAAAAGGACGCUGCCCGUGCUGUGGCACCAGUGCCUGCUCACACUGGUGCAGCGCUACAAGGCCGACCUGUCCUCCGAACAGAAGGAGGCGCUGCUGGAGCUGCUGAAGAUCCAGAACCACCCGCAGAUCUCCGCCGAGAUCAGGCGCGAGCUUCAGAACGCCGAGACCAGAGAUCUGGAGGACGCGACGCCAGUAAUGUCGAUGGACUGAGAAUUAAAAAAGAAAUAAAUAACGGACUCUCGAAUUUGUUCACCCUCUACAGACGUUAAAGGAACAGCUCAUUCAGAAAUGCUGACGCUGCUAACAGUGAACGCAGGUGAACAGCUGGCAUUUUGCAGAUGACAGUUGCCAUCAUGCUAAAUGGUGACAACUAGCGUCCAUUCAUUGUUAUGCACAUUGGCAUGCUUAUUGAAGCUUCCCUUUUAAAGGGGAAUUCCACCAGUUCUUCAAAAUUCUGCAUAAUUUAGGGGUUGAGAUGUAAUUCGGAGUGGUUUGAUGUGAAGUGGUUAAUUGAAGGGAAAUUUACUGAGUUCAAAAAUACAUUUAGGCCAAAAUCUUCUCAAAACCAUCGUAAAACAGUGUCUCAGACUUUAGGCAGUGAAUUCAUAACCAUUAAUAAUGUCUGUGAGGGAGCUUUUAAAGGUGGAGGUCUGGUUCCUAUCACCACCACUGUGAACAGUUUCACACUAAACCACUCGGAAUGACUUUGUUUAUAGUUUAUUGAUUAAAUAAUCCAGAUUUUUAAAAAUAUGAAAUUCCUCUUUAAAGUAGGAUUGUCCAGGUUUGGUCCUUUUUUCUUUCUUUCUUUCUUUUUUUUUUUUGGACACUGCUUUAAAGGUACACUGAAUAAGAAUUUCCAUUCAUCCAUGAGGUAAUAAAACUAUUUUAUUACUUGGCUCUAAUGAUGCAACAUGUAGAAUUUUACAUGGAGACUUAUUUUCCAGCCGAAUGCUCUCAUUUACUAGACUGGUGCACCACUGGAGGGUGAUGUCAUGUUCCUUUAUGCACCUCAGUGGUCCACAUGUGGUUUUAAUUACUUAGUGUACCUUUAAUUCAACACUUCUGGAAUAUUCUGUUCAUCAUUCGGUCAGACUUUUUGUUUUCCAUUCUUUUGAAUUCUGUUUAGUGGAAGCUCUAUUUACACUUCCAAAGAAGUUUCUGAACUUGUAGUGAUUGAUUAGAUUUGCAGUGUAGAAAUGCCUUGUUUUUCUGUCAGACGUGAGUCACGACGUUUAGCAACCUUACAACUACUGACAAGUUGUAACAAGCAAGAGAAACAAAGGCAAAGUCAUGAUAACUUUCAAAGCACUGACACUGAAAGGGUGAUUUAGGGCAAACUCCUGUACACUUUAGUCCAAGGCUCAAAAACCAUAUUUCUAAUAAAAGUACUGUGUGAACUGUA